This is a messenger RNA of Cricetulus griseus (Chinese hamster), 2665 nucleotides long. RefSeq names its product serine palmitoyltransferase long chain base subunit 1 (gene Sptlc1). The record is from RefSeq and is marked provisional. Lineage: Eukaryota; Metazoa; Chordata; Mammalia; Rodentia; Cricetidae. Gene Ontology annotation, biological process: ceramide biosynthetic process; sphingosine biosynthetic process. Gene Ontology annotation, cellular component: endoplasmic reticulum. Gene Ontology annotation, molecular function: pyridoxal phosphate binding; serine C-palmitoyltransferase activity.
CUGACCAUGGCGAUGGCGGCGGAGCAGUGGGUGCUGGUGGAGAUGGUGCAGGCGCUGUACGAGGCUCCAGCAUACCAUCUUAUUCUGGAGGGGAUUCUAAUACUUUGGAUAAUCAGACUGGUUUUCUCUAAAACCUACAAAUUGCAAGAGCGUUCUGAUCUUACAGCCAAGGAAAAGGAGGAACUGAUUGAAGAGUGGCAGCCAGAACCUCUCGUCCCUCCUGUCUCGAAAAACCAUCCUGCUCUCAACUACAACAUCGUUUCCGGGCCUCCAACCCACAACAUCGUGGUGAAUGGGAAAGAAUGUGUAAACUUUGCCUCCUUUAAUUUUCUCGGGUUGCUGGCCAACCCCCGGGUGAAGGCUGCAGCUCUAGCAUCUCUAAAGAAGUAUGGUGUGGGUACCUGUGGACCUCGAGGAUUUUAUGGCACAUUUGAUGUCCAUCUGGAUUUGGAAGAGCGCCUGGCAAAAUUCAUGAGGACCGAAGAAGCCAUCAUUUACUCGUAUGGGUUUUCCACCAUAGCCAGUGCGAUUCCUGCGUACUCUAAAAGAGGGGACAUUGUUUUUGUGGACAGUGCAGCCUGCUUUGCUAUCCAGAAAGGCUUACAGGCAUCACGCAGUGACAUUAAGUUGUUCAAGCACAAUGAUGUAGCUGACCUGGAGCGACUGCUGAAAGAACAAGAGAUUGAAGAUCAAAAGAAUCCGAGAAAGGCUCGUGUGACUCGACGCUUCAUUGUUGUGGAAGGAUUGUAUAUGAACACUGGAACCGUCUGUCCUCUUCCAGAACUGGUUAAGUUAAAGUACAAAUAUAAAGCAAGAAUCUUUCUGGAGGAAAGCCUUUCGUUUGGAGUCCUUGGGGAGCACGGGCGUGGAGUCACGGAGCACUAUGGGAUCAGCAUAGAUGACAUCGACCUGAUCAGUGCCAACAUGGAGAACGCUCUCGCCUCUGUCGGGGGCUUCUGCUGCGGCAGGUCUUUCGUGGUUGACCAUCAGCGCCUCUCUGGCCAAGGGUACUGCUUCUCAGCUUCCUUACCUCCCCUGCUAGCUGCUGCCGCCAUCGAGGCCCUCAACAUCAUGGAGGAGAAUCCAGGCAUUUUUGCAGUUUUAAAGAAAAAAUGCCAACACAUCCAUAAAUCUCUACAAGGCAUUUCUGGUUUAAAAGUGGUGGGGGAGUCCCUUUCCCCAGCACUUCACCUCCAGCUGGAAGAGAGCACUGGGUCCCGGGAGAAGGAUGUGCAGCUGCUCCAGGAAAUGGUCAUUCACUGCAUGAACGAGGGCAUCGCCUUGACUCAGGCGCGCUACUUGGACAAGGAAGAGAAGUGCCUUCCUCCUCCAAGCAUCAGGGUUGUGGUCACGGUGGAGCAGACAGAGGAAGAGCUGGAGAGGGCUGCGUCCACCAUCAGGGAGGCUGCCCAGGCUGUGCUGCUGUAGGGUGCAGCCCGGUGUUUCCUGCCACAUCACCUGCGGGCAGAACUGCUCAGACUCCUCCAGCUGCCCACGGAGUGGAUUGCUGCCCGCCAUGCAGCUGUGACUUGAGUUCACAGACAUAACUAAUGAAUGGAUUUUUUUUAUAAAGGCAGGAGCUGACUUUAGAAGAACACAGAUGACAGCAUAUAACUGCUAUUUACUUUGUGCCAUUGGGUCUGUUUGGAUGCUUUACUAUCUGUCAUUUAUAUUCAUUUUUGUUUCAAACUGGAGCUUCAGUUUUCUUCUCCCAUCUGUGGUAAUGAUCCAAUAAGCACUCCUUCGUAUUUUGUAGAAAAGGACUUAGCAGCUAAGAGGAGCUCUCGUGUACCACAGUUAACUGUGGCAGAGGGAGUCAACUGCAUCUUCCCAGUCCCUCAGGUAGAGCUCAAUGGUGGCUGCUAUGCGGAGAGCACUUUCUGAGAGUUAGAAAAUUCAUAUAGCAUAUUGGAAUCCUAGAGCCUUAUAUGCACUAGUUAUUAUUGAUGUUGUCAUUUCUAAUGUGAGCUUCUCUUAAUAGAAAAUAUUCAUACUGCUUCCUAAGCAAUAAUAUGAAUCAAACAUUAUUUUAUUUUUGUGUAAUUGACUUUAUAUUUUUAUAUAUUCUCUAGUCGGUUUUGUGAAGAGGGUUAUUAUUCUGGUCCCCAAAUACAGAUCAUGCCCUGGGUAUUUUUGAAUUUGUCAGAUGUCCUUUUUCAUGGUGGUUUUGUUUGGGAGCAUAGAACUGUGGGCUUUUUCUAAGCUGAGAAAAGUGAGAACUUUUUUCAUCCUGUAAAUUGCUGAUGCCUCAGAAAAACAGGAUGCUCUGAAAGUGACCUUCGAGCUGUACACUGGCUGCUGUUCUCCUUGGUGAGCAUGCUGAGCAGUGUAAGGCUUGCGAUACUUGCCAUGGAGCAUGUACAUAGAAGGAAGGCCGCCAUUCCUUCUCGUGUGCAUGGGCAGAGAAUCGGGUCGCUAAAGGUCGAUUCCUUCUCGUGUGCAUAGGCAGAGAAUCGGGUCGCUAAAGGUCGUUUUAUGAUGUGCAUUCAUGUUACAGUGACCGGCAUCUUUUGAAGUGAUCUGUGACAUUUUUAAUGUUUCUAUUUCAUACGUGCCUUGUGAUUGCUGCUGCUGUGAGGGCUAUGGUCCUGUUGGGGAUGGGUCUGUUUUGUUUUGUUUUUUAAUGAAAUAAACCUCCAGGAGCCCACAUUCCUGAAAAAGAAUC